Molecule: messenger RNA, 915 nt
Organism: Etheostoma cragini (Arkansas darter)
Lineage: Eukaryota; Metazoa; Chordata; Actinopteri; Perciformes; Percidae
Gene: msrb2
Product: methionine sulfoxide reductase B2
Exons: 4
Coding region: 163-636 (157 amino acids)
Biological process (GO): protein repair; response to oxidative stress
Cellular component (GO): cytoplasm
Molecular function (GO): peptide-methionine (R)-S-oxide reductase activity
Source: RefSeq, a predicted model, not a curated record
ACCCUAUCCACUUUAACCUAUAUUCCUGCUUGAAGGUGUGAUUUUUGACCGGGUCACCCAGCUAACAGCAGGGGGGGGGGGGGAGCGCGAACUCGCCGUCGCAUAAACAAUCCAACGAGAGCUCUUACCUUUAGACAGAGACUCGACACAGCAGCAGCAGACAUGUCUCGGUUAGUCGCACGUCUCUUCGUUGUAGUUUCUCAGCAGGCGAAGGCCAGAUCCGCGUUGUUACCGAGGAGGAUCCGGGUAUUCACCCGUCCUGUAUCCACAUCUCAAGGCCUGCGGUCUCUCACUCGUUAUGAUGAGAGUACAGACUGGCAAAAGAAACUGACCCCAGAACAGUACGUAGUCACCAGAGAGAAAGGGACAGAAAUGCCUUUUAGUGGGAUCUACCUUAACCAUUCUAAAGUGGGGAUGUACCACUGUGUCUGCUGUGAAGUUCCACUUUUCAGUUCAGAGGCUAAGUAUGACUCUGGGACAGGCUGGCCAGCAUUUAAAGAGGCCCAUGGGACAUGGGAGCGGGACGAAAGCCACACCUCCAUCAUUCGUCGCCCUGACAACAGCCUGGGAAGUGCUGGGACUGAGGUUCUUUGUAAAAAUGUGAGUUGUUUUCUGAGCUAUGAAGCCAAAUUUUAGUUUGCUUUGUAUUGUUGUUCUAGUUCAACCUGCAGGGAAAAGAAAGCAAAAAACACCAGAAUGUCAAGUAGAGUCAAGUGAGACUUCUGCCUGCAGCCUCGUCUCUCUGUCUGCAUGUGUAUAACAGCCAAUAGGAACACUCGCUUUCUCUGAAAUGACCUGUAAUUAGCCAUAGUCUCCUGUCACAGCUACAUUUUCUAAAGCCUGAAGUGGAGGUGCAGAACACUUGUUUUUUUCACAGACCACUUGAAUUAUAUGCUGAAAGGUUAUGAUAGAUAG